Molecule: messenger RNA, 1770 nt
Organism: Hibiscus syriacus
Lineage: Eukaryota; Viridiplantae; Streptophyta; Magnoliopsida; Malvales; Malvaceae
Exons: 15
Coding region: 386-1525 (379 amino acids)
Source: RefSeq, a predicted model, not a curated record
AAAUCGACCUACCCAACUCAUGAUUGGUAGCGGUGAAAUUUGCUUGCCUGUUAAUCUUACUGGCGAAGAAGAUACAUUCCAUUUAAAUCCAACCAAAUACAAAACUAUUGAGCCUUCUUUGAUUCUAUAUUAAUAGCCAACACGGUUCGCAGUUAUCAGAAAUAUUAGUAAUUUUUUUAAUGGCUUCAACGGGGGGUCUGGUGCCCAUAACAAGGACGUUUCUCGCAACUUACUACGACAAGUACCCAUUCGAUCCACUCCCCGAUGAUGUAUCUCGUCUUUCCUCUCAGAUUCGAUCUUUCGGCCAGGAUUUGAUCGAAGGCUUUCCGCGACUGAAGGUGAAAGCUUAUUAAUACAAGAAGCUGACAGUAAGCCUCCGCAUAAAAUGGAUGAGAACAUGUGGAAAAAUAGAGAACAUAUUGAAGAAAUUCUGUUUCUACUUGAAAGACCUCACUGGCCUCCUGUUCUUCAGCAGUCAUCAACAUCUGAGGUUGCAGAAUUUUCUACUGUUCUUGGGAAGCUCAAGGAUAAACUUCAGACAACUCUGAGGAUAUUGGAGUCUUUCCAAUCAAGAAACUCAGAACGAAUAUUCAACACAGUUAUGACCUACAUGCCUCAAGAUUUUCGAGGAACACUCAUCAGACAACAAAAGGAGAGAUCAGAGAGGAAUAAGCAAGCAGAGGUAGAUGCUCUGAUUAAUUCUGGUGGAAGCAUACGUGACCGAUAUGCUUUGCUAUGGAAACAACAAAUGGAAAGGAGGAGACAGCUAGUGCAGCUUGGUUCUGCAACAGGUGUCUAUAAAACCCUUGUGAAGUACUUGGUUGGAGUUCCACAGGUUUUAUUGGAUUUUAUUCGGCAAAUAAAUGAUGAUGAUGGGCCCAUGGAAGAGCAGCGGCAACGCUAUGGACCCCCUUUGUAUAGCCUUACAAGGAUGGUGCGUUUUAUCCGUCUCUUUCUUUCUUUAGAAUGGCGAAGAUUUGAAGCUCUUAAACCAAAUAGGCUUCAGAUUUCAGUCUUGGAAGAAGCGGUUGAUGUCUACACCUCCGAGCUUCAGAGGUUCAUAAACUUUUUAAGUGAGGUCUUUGCAAAUUCGCCGUUCUUUAUUUCAGCAGAGGAUGGCAGCUUGUUAGAAAUGAGGAAAAAAGAUGAUUACAAGGAGAUUACUGUUCCUUCCGGGAAAAGUUAUGAGAUUUCAUUGACAGUGGAGUCGAUCAACUCAUAUAUUGCUUUGGAUUUCUCAUUGCUGCAGGGCAAGAUGAACAUGGAUAUUGGAUUUAGUGUGGAGUACACAAAUAAUGGUGGAGAAAAAACACAAAUAUUACCUUACCGGCUUUGUGAGUCGGAUCAAGGAAACUUCAGCACAUUCAAGGCUGGAAACUACAAACUCAUCUGGGAUAAUUCAUAUUCAACCUUUUUCAAGAAGGCCAUUCGAUGCAAAGUGGAUUGUAUUCCUCCUGUUCUGGAGGAGUCGCCAGUGAAAGAACUGAAUUGGAAGAAUGAUGAUGAAAAUGAUAAUGGGCUUUGAUGCAACAAAUUCGUGUCUUGUAUUUUCAUGUUGAAUCGGAGAUUCUUGCGUGUUAAUUUUAUGUUGCUGCCCAACCAUACCCUUUGUACAUCGUUCAUCUGUUUGACUGACAACAAAAACCAAAAGAAUUUCCCUGCAUAAUGUAAUGUCGAUUCUUGUAUAUCAUAACAGUUGGGCAAUUUGCAUCAACCGCUGUCUGUUUCGGUGGGCUCGGCCUUAACUCAUUAAAAUUCCGACUUGGACUU